This is a messenger RNA of Cuscuta europaea, 710 nucleotides long. NCBI's taxonomy places the organism in Eukaryota, Viridiplantae, Streptophyta, Magnoliopsida, Solanales, Convolvulaceae. The record is from the annotation of a GenBank genome assembly.
CAGGAAUGUAUCGGUAUCGCCUGGGAGAUAUAGUGAAGGUGAAAGGCUUCCAUAACUGCACCCCACUGCUCCAAUUCGUUGGCAGGAAAAGUCUUAUCCUCAGUAUCGACAUUGACAAGAACACAGAGGAAGAUCUCAUACUCUCUGUGGAAACAGCUGCAAAAAUCUUAAGCAGCAACCCAUCAUCCAAGAUUGAGUUACUUGACUUCACAAGCCAUGUCAACACAUCAUCAUAUCCAGGCCAUUACAUUAUCAUCUGGGAAUUGAGUGGGGAGGCAAUUGAUCAUCAAGUUCUGCAAGAAUGCUGCAACUGCUUGGACCUUUCUUUUGCAGAUGUUGGGUAUAUUGUCUCUAGAAGAGUCAAGACCAUUGGUCCGCUGGAGAUUCGCGUGGUGAGGAAAGGGACGUUCAACAAGGUUCUUAAUCACUUUGUAGGUCUGGGAGCUACUCCAAACCAGUUCAAGGCUCCAAAAUAUAUCCCAGAAACUAAUGAGGCAGUUAUUGGGAUAUUAAGAGACAAUGUGGCUGUGGCUUUCUUUAGUACCGCAUAUCCUUGAAGUUGUAAUAGCCAGUGUCCGUGCUUGUCUCUGUAGAAUCUAGGAGCAAUAAUAAUAAAAUGAAAGAGAAAAACGAAGCAGUUGCGAGAGGUAGGAGUUACAUAAAAAUACUAUAGACUAUUAUCUUGCAUGCUAAGUCUUAGACUCACGUAG